Messenger RNA from Puntigrus tetrazona (Sumatra barb), 2708 nucleotides. RefSeq names its product sp1 transcription factor (gene sp1). NCBI's taxonomy places the organism in Eukaryota, Metazoa, Chordata, Actinopteri, Cypriniformes, Cyprinidae. Gene Ontology annotation, biological process: regulation of transcription by RNA polymerase II. Gene Ontology annotation, molecular function: DNA-binding transcription factor activity, RNA polymerase II-specific; RNA polymerase II cis-regulatory region sequence-specific DNA binding. The coding region runs from base 75 to 1946 and encodes 623 amino acids. The transcript has 6 exons. The record is from RefSeq and is a predicted model, not a curated record.
UUGGCCCACUGCCCCCCGCCGCUUCGUCUCCGUCCUUUCUGUUCAUCAAGUUUGGUUGAGUUGUUUAAGAGUUCAUGUCAGACUUAAAGAAGCGUGAAAAACUCGCGCCUUCAAACAUUAUGAGCGAUCCACAGCAGAAUGAAAUGGCCUCGCUGGUGGACAACGACACGGGCUUCAUUCAGAAGACAAACUCCAGCGCAACUCAAGACUCUCAGCAGCCGUCUCCUUUAGCGCUGCUGGCUGCCACAUGCAGUCGGAUUGAUGAAAACGACGCGGUUGAACAGUCACGACAGAGCCAGGACUCCCAGCUUGAGCUCCAGCAACCCCAUCUGUCCCACUCCACUAACGGCUGGCACGUGGUUCCUGCGGCCGCUCCAGUGUCUAGCAGCACCAUGGAGGACCGGAGCCGAGCCGGAGCCGUUCUGCAGCCACAGUAUGUGAUGGCCUCCUCCCAGAGCCUCCAGAGCCAGCCGGUGCUGACCACACUGUCUGGGGUCAUGCCCAGCGUCCAGUACCAGGUCAUCCCACAGUUCCAGACUGUGGACGGACAGCAGCUACAGUUCACUCAAACGGCUCCAGAGGUGUCCACAGCAGCGGGCCAGUUUCAGCUGGUGUCCUCUCCCAGCGGCAAUCAGCAGCUCAUCGCUGCUCCCUCCAGCAGAGCUUCUGGAAACAUCCUGACCGUCCCGGGCCUCUUCCAGCAGGCCAUCCCUCUGCAGAAUCUCAGCCUGGGUGGAGCCGUGCUGCCCAAUCAGACGCAGUUCCUGACCAACGUACCGCUGAACGCCAACAUCACGCUGCUCCCGGUGGGCUCUGUAGGAGAUGCUAGCGCGGGUGGAGCUUCUCAGCAGCUGGUCCAGAGCAGCACCACCUCCAGCAGCUCAGUAGAAUACUGCUCCACUUCCACCAGCACACAGACGAGCGCGCCAGGAGGUAUUGUGACGCUAGCCCAGAGCAACAGAGCAGAGCCCGCCAAGCCCUUCCAGAACGCCGGAGAUGGACAGAAAGCCAGUCAAGCUCAGAUUGUGAUCCAGCCGCAGCAGGUGCUGCAAAGCGUCUCAUCUGGAGGACAGGUGUUCGCCACACAGAGCCUGUCUCAGGAUGGGGUGCAGAACGUUCAGAUUCAGACCAUCGCCAAUGGCAGCCCCAUCUUGAUCCGCACCGUGGGGCCCAACGGACAGGUCAGCUGGCAGACGCUUCAGCUGCAGAGCCCUGCUAACACCCAGAUCACGCUAGCGCAGCCCGGGGCGCUCUCGGGCCUGCAGACCAUCAACCUGAACACGCUGGGGAACACAGGGCUGCAGAUGCACCAGCUCCAAAGUGUUCCCAUUACCAUUGCCAACACAGCGGCAGGUGAUGUGAGCGGGUCAGCGCCGGACACUUUGGAAGACAGUGGUGUACUGGAUGAGAAUGUAGAGAGCAGCCCGACUCCCUCCAGCAGACGAACACGCAGAGAGGCCUGCACCUGCCCUUACUGCAAAGAUGGAGAGGGACGCAGCAGUGACCCCAGUAAGAAGAAGCAGCACAUCUGUCACAUCCCUGGCUGUGGAAAGGUGUAUGGGAAGACGUCUCACCUGCGGGCUCACCUGCGCUGGCACACCGGAGAGAGACCCUUCGUCUGCUCCUGGUCCUUCUGUGGGAAACGUUUCACUCGCUCUGAUGAGCUGCAGCGACACAAGAGAACACACACAGGUGAAAAGAAGUUCUCGUGCCCAGAGUGUCCCAAACGCUUCAUGCGCAGCGACCACUUGUCCAAACACAUCAAGACACACUUGAAUAAGAAGAGCUCCGGUGUGGUAAGCAGCACAGAUAACGGCAUGAGCCCCGAGGCUGGGGCCGAUCAGCAGACUCUGGCCCCUAUGGACCCUCGGUUAGCAUCGGCAGGCAUCAGCGUGCUGCAGGUCACAGAUCUGCACUCCAUUAACCUCAACAGCAACGGCUACUAAAGCAGCGAGGUGUCUGGAGAGAUCUGACUGAUGCUCUGGGAUAGCUGUUUACCUCGUCCUCCUCCUCUUCCCUGUAUAUUCUCAGCUCUCUUUCACCCAUUCCCUGAACUGAGAUUGUGACAUGGUCAUCUAAACAUCCCUCAGUGGUCCACUUGACAUCCAGAGAAGGGGAUACCUUGGGUUAAAACAGAAUGACACCAAAAGAAAGAUGGAAAAAAACUGUGUGAAAGUGAAAUUGUAGUCUUCUUUUUAAUAGUUUACUCACAAGCCAUCAUGCUUUCAUGUAUUAAUCACAGUAAAUAAGAUGAAACAAAAAGAUGUGAUGCUUUUUGUACAUAAGUUAUAUUUUUUCUAAGUAUGGAAAACUGCAAAUUCUGAAAUUAACCUUUGUUUUGUGAACGUAUGAAUUAUGCAGUCUUAAAUGUCGCCAUUUUUAUAUUGUGUAGAUCUUCUGUAACACUUUUUGUAUUGCUUCAGUUCUUUGUCUUGAUAUACACAACACAUUUAGGUUACAGGAAAUACAUGCGGUCACGUGACGCUUAUUGUCCUGGUUUUCUUGGUCGCUGUGGUCUUAAUGUUUUGUUUCUAGGGAAAAUGUUAACCGGUUCAAAUACAGAUGCCUUAAAGCCUUUAUUUAAAGAGGGCACUUUUAUGAAUUUGAGUUCAAACCAAAGCUCUACACUUUCCUUUACAUGUUAACUCAGGUGAAUGUUACUCUUUUGGUGUAAAGCAUUCAUAAUUAUUAAAUUAAGAUGAACUUCA